Cutaneotrichosporon cavernicola is the source of this 348-nucleotide messenger RNA. RefSeq lists its product as uncharacterized. Bases 1 to 348 code for a protein of 115 amino acids. NCBI's taxonomy places the organism in Eukaryota, Fungi, Basidiomycota, Tremellomycetes, Trichosporonales, Trichosporonaceae. The record is from RefSeq and is a predicted model, not a curated record. The transcript has 5 exons.
AUGACGCCUCCUUUCAAUGCCUGUUGCGACCUCCCCCACUUUCACGUGCUUCUCUCCAACACAACGGUGACCAAGCAUGCUUUUCCGCGUUGGUCCUCGUAUCUCUCGCCGUAUGGCGUCCCGAUCCUGCGCUUCAACUCGAGCGAGGCUCCCAAGCCUGCCCCACAGCAGAGCAAGAACCUCGUUCCCUUCGGCCUUGCACUCGGCGCUGGCAUUGUGGGAUGGUACUACUACAUGUACGGCGGAGCUGUCGAGAAGAAGGGUGUCGAUGAGUUUGUCAAGAACCAGGAGAAGAUUGUCGAGCGCGAGCACCAAGCUAGCAAGGACCAGGUGACAAGCAUGGAGUAG